This is a messenger RNA of Bubalus bubalis (water buffalo), 6812 nucleotides long. It is a transcript of the gene PTBP3, whose product is annotated as polypyrimidine tract binding protein 3. Gene Ontology annotation, molecular function: mRNA binding. The record is from RefSeq and is a predicted model, not a curated record. Bases 127 to 1800 code for a protein of 557 amino acids. The transcript is spliced from 15 exons. Gene Ontology annotation, cellular component: nucleus. Gene Ontology annotation, biological process: regulation of cell differentiation; regulation of RNA splicing; mRNA processing. NCBI's taxonomy places the organism in Eukaryota, Metazoa, Chordata, Mammalia, Artiodactyla, Bovidae.
CGACCGGCCCGGGCUCCGGAGAGGCGCCGUUUGCCGGUUCCCGGAGCCGCCCUGUUGCCGCCGCCUCCUUCCUCCGCUCGCGGUGAGCCCGUCAGUCCCCGCACUGUGCUCGCCUCCGUCUGGGCCAUGGAUGGUGUUGUUACAGAUCUUAUAGCAGUCGGUUUAAAGCGGGGGUCUGAUGAGCUUCUUUCUUCUGGCAUCAUUAACGGACCUUUUACCAUGAACAAUUCCACUCCUUCUGCAGGUGUAUACGCUAAUGGGAAUGACAACAAGAAAUUUAAAGGAGAUAGACCUCUCUGUUCACCUUCCCGUGUUCUCCAUCUUCGCAAAAUUCCAAGUGAUGUCACCGAAGCAGAGGUCAUAUCAUUAGGUCUACCGUUUGGCAAAGUAACUAAUCUUUUGAUGUUGAAAGGAAAAAGCCAGGCUUUCUUAGAAAUGGCUUCUGAGGAAGCUGCUGUUACUAUGGUGAAUUAUUACACUCCUGUUACUCCUCACCUUCGAAGCCAGCCUGUUUUUAUUCAGUAUUCCAAUCACAGAGAACUUAAGACUGACAAUCUGCCUAAUCAAGCUAGAGCCCAAGCUGCACUGCAGGCUGUCAGUGCGGUCCAGUCAGGAAGUCUGGCCCUUCCUGGAGCGCCUACCAGUGAAGGCACAUUCCUACCUGGGCAGAGCCCUGUGCUCCGAAUAAUUAUUGAAAACCUCUUUUAUCCUGUUACCCUGGAAGUUCUUCAUCAGAUAUUUUCUAAAUUUGGCACAGUCUUAAAGAUUAUCACCUUUACAAAGAAUAAUCAGUUUCAAGCCUUGCUUCAGUAUGCUGACCCAUUGAAUGCACAUUAUGCCAAAAUGGCUCUGGAUGGCCAGAAUAUCUAUAAUGCAUGCUGCACUCUGCGUAUUGACUUCUCCAAGCUCACCAGCCUUAAUGUGAAAUAUAAUAAUGACAAAAGCAGAGACUUCACUCGCUUAGACCUUCCCACUGGUGAUGGCCAGCCAUCCCUUGAACCCCCUAUGGCUGCUGCUUUUGGUGCACCAGGAAUCAUUUCCUCACCAUAUGCAGGGGCUGCUGGAUUUGCCCCCGCUAUUGGAUUUCCUCAAGCUACAGGUCUGUCAGUCCCAGCUGGACUAGGUCCCGGAGCGCUCGGUCCCCUCGCAAUCACCUCCUCCGCUGUCACUGGAAGGAUGGCCAUUCCUGGGACUGGUGGUAUGCCAGGAAAUUCCGUUCUGCUUGUCACCAAUCUUAAUCCUGAUCUUAUCACACCACAUGGACUUUUUAUACUAUUUGGAGUAUAUGGUGAUGUACAUCGAGUGAAGAUAAUGUUUAAUAAGAAAGAAAACGCAUUGGUUCAGAUGGCAGAUGCAAAUCAAGCUCAACUAGCAAUGAAUCAUCUGAGCGGUCAAAGACUUUAUGGGAAAGUGCUUCGUGCUACACUGUCCAAGCAUCAAGCAGUUCAGCUUCCUCGAGAGGGACAAGAAGACCAAGGUCUGACUAAGGAUUUUAGCAAUAGUCCUUUGCAUCGCUUUAAAAAACCUGGCUCUAAAAACUUCCAGAAUAUUUUUCCUCCGUCAGCUACUCUGCAUCUUUCCAACAUCCCCCCCUCUGUUACAGUAGAUGACCUGAAGAAUCUUUUCACAGAAGCUGGAUGUUCAGUGAAGGCUUUUAAAUUCUUCCAGAAAGAUCGCAAAAUGGCACUCAUUCAGUUGGGAUCUGUGGAAGAAGCAAUCCAGGCCCUCAUUGAGCUUCAUAACCAUGACCUUGGAGAAAAUCAUCACCUCAGAGUUUCCUUCUCAAAAUCUACAAUCUGACUUUUCUUUGAAUUUUUCUCCUAAGACUGGACCAUAAUUUCAGUAAAACCUUCAGACAUAGACUGAAGCAGCUCAAGACCAAUUCUGCCUCUCUUUCAAAAAUAACUCUUUCUGACUUUGAUGUUAAAGUAUAUUAAAAAAAUCAAGGGAUGUUCUCUUUUCCCAUUUCUCCCCUCUGCCAGUACGUCAUCAGAGGCGUGUUUUUCCUUUGUACCAUUGUUUCUAAAAAUGAAAAUAAUCUUCAGGAAAAAAUUUUUUUCCAAUAAUUAAUUCCCUGUAUUAAAUUGAAUUUCAAGAGGACAGACUUUCUUUUAAUUUGGGUCCAGAUCAGCCUUAUACAACAUUUCUAAACUCCUUUGUACUUUGAAAAAUUUAAACAUACAGACUUUUAAAAUUACUUGACAUAAGUAAUUUAAAUGACCUACAACCAAGUUUUUAACUUUAUGAUUCAGAAGUUUGAGUCCUGUAGGAAACUAUGUUCUCUUAUAAGUUAUAACAGUUAUUUGGCAUAUAUUGAUACUUAUUAUACAUAAAUGGGAUUGUAUUGGAAGCAAAUUGAUAAACUUGCAUGUUUUCUUUCAAUUAUUUUUUUCCCACUGUAAGACACUCCUUUGCAUAUCUUUAACUUUUUAAAACUAUUUGGAGAAUGAAAUGUCUCAACUGUCUCCAGGGAAAUUAUGUGGAAUCCAACCAGGAUCUAUUAAGGGUCAGAAUAAUUCAUUUUAUUUGGGAAAAUCAUGGUUUAAAUUUCACAAUGACAGUUGCCUAGUAAUAUGAUCUUGGAAAAUUUAAAAAGAAAAAUAAUCCUACUUAUAAACUACUUUUUUACAGUUGUUUUCAGAAAAAAAAAGUUUACAGUCUUAAAGGAAAAUAUUCAGGUCUAUCAUAUGGUUUGACAGAUUUUUUAAAAGUUAUUUUUGGUAAAGUCUUCUUUUAGAAAAAAAAUUAAUCUCAAGGGUUUUUUGUACCACUAUAAUCUCUAAUACUUAUUCAGAAUUACUGUGUAUUUACUUAAUUUCCUAUUAUGUGCCUUAUUAUGUGCUUAUGAUAUAAUAGGUUAGAGUUUUAUCUAAGUAUCUUAAAAGCUAUAUUGUCGGCUUGGUGAGCAUUUGUUUUUUCUUUCCUUGUUUUGGCAAGAAUUUUAAAGUGUUUUUUUUUUUUAAUUGCAAUUUUAAGUGAUUUUUCAAGACGUAAUAGUUUCUAUUCAAAUUUUUGGUGCUUUGGUGUAGAGGUGGGGUGGGGAAGGGUUAAAUGGUUUUGGGAAUAACUCAGUGCACACCUGUAGGCCUCUUCAUAUUGUGACCAGCAGUGGUCAUUGCGGUUAUAGCAUACCAGUUGGGGGCUAUAAAAUGCAGUCUCCGUUUCUGGAUCUUGUCUAAUCUUUAUCCAUUAGAAUUUGUCUCAGGAUUGCUUGGUUUUUGUCAUAUACUCAAGUGAGAACUUGCUUUUCUUGGUUAAUGAAGCUCAGUACUGAGUGAGUGCCCACAUAGGUGGUGUAUGAGGAGUGGGUUCUUUCUCAUACUCUGUCCCUCUCUCUCUUCAGUUGAAUGUAAGCAUACAUUUUAAUGUUGUUUCAGUGACUGUAUAAUGUAAAAUUGUUUCUUUUAAAUUAGAUACUUUGCAUUGAUUACUUAUUCCUUCAGUGCUUGAGUAGAUUUUUUAAAGCAGAAUUUGUUAAAAGGGUCGUUUUUGUCUAUUCCUUUUUCACUUUUCUCAGAUUCUCAGAGUGGCUCAUCUCACCUUUUAGAAGAAUAUCUCAAUCUCUUAUUGUAUUCCAGCCAUUAAAUUAAACAGGCAAGUUUUAACAAAAACAAUUUUGCAAAAAUAUUCGGAGAAUACAAAAGACAUUCUGGAUUGUUCAAAAGCAAAAUUCCCUCAACGCUGAGCAACAAUUAGUCGGUAGAAAAUGAAGGACACUAAAUUGAGACCUUUUGAAUGGAUCAGUUUUAGUAUUGGCUGAUAGAUAUAAUCAUUUAUCUAGUUUUUUUUUUUUUUUUUCACAUAUAAAAUAUAUUUUUACCAAAACACUGAGUAAGAGGGAAGGGAGAAAAACCAAUUUCUUUAAGAAAUCACUCCAAGUUUGCUUCAUUUUUUCCUUCUUUACAAGCACUAUUGUAAUUUUCAGUUAUAUUUUAAAUUGGAAUUUUUUUUCUUUUUGAGUUAGGAAUUACUGUGUACUUUCAAUGCAUGAUUCUCAUAACAUUCAGUGUAAGUGUAGCAGAAGUGUAGCAGAAGGGAGAUCAUAAAUGGUGUUGAAUGUAAUUUUGAAGUAGGAAAUGGCCUUUAUAUUUGAGAGAGAACAUUUGAAUCCUUUUCAGGGCUUUGUGUGUGUGUGUGUGUGUGUGUGUGUAUAGAUGAGUGUAUAUACAUACAUACACUCCUCUAAUGUUGUACAUACAUAUGUACAUUACAUACAUCUUAAAUUAUUGACCAAAUACAUUAAUCAAAUUAAGAUUUGGAAAAGUGAGAUAUUCUUAUUUAAAAUAGUAUGUUCAAAACCAUCAAUUUGUGUCUAAAAUUAGCUGUAGCACAUGGAUGUUGUCCAUAUUGGGCUCUUUGCUCUUUGAAUUAUAGAGGUCUACAGUAUUUGUGUUGACAUAGUUUCUGUAAAAAGAUUUAAAAAUAUCAGGGCAGUGAAAAAACUAGAUCUUUGUAUUUUUUGUUUUGGCAUGCAGUUAGUUGAUACCUGCUAAGCAGUGUUUUGUUGUUGUUGAGCUGUCAUAGUAUCCUAUUUUAAAGUUUAUUUACUUUAUUUCCAGGAGAAUUGUCUUAUUUUUGGAGGUGUCUGACUUUGACACAAAUUAUAUAUAUUCAGGACUUUUAAAAAUAGCAGUACAAAAUGAAUAACCAACAAAAACCCAUAGUAUGAAACUCUGAAAAAAAAAAUAGCAGUACACAUUAAAUGGUAGCAAUUUAUGCCAAAAAGUUUUACUUUGAGAUUUAAAUAACUUGCAUAGUAGUAAAUUGUGUUUUGUGUGAGAUACAAAUAGGAAAAUAAGCUUAAUAAUUUGAUAACUGACUGGAAAGUAUCAGAAUUGCCCAGUAGUUCCUACAGAAUGCAGUAAAUUCUUUGUUUAAGGCUAAGUUGUGAUGUUACUUGCAGUAAUGUUUCUGAUUUUGUUGUUGAAAGUUGGCAAAUCUCACAGUUUUUAGAGACACAGUUUUUGCCUGCCUGAUUCCUUAUGGAAGCAGUGUUUCUUUGGCUCCACCUAGUAUGGUCAUCAUAGGUUCUGCUUCAGUUGAUUAGAAGUAGUGCCCAUGAAUGUCUCUGUUCAGUUUUAUAUAAACUUUUGGAAACUUCCAUGUUAUUAAGCAGGCAGGUUAUGCACUGAUUGUAUUAUCAUGUAAUUCCCCUUCUGUUCCCACUAAAUAUUUUUUGGACGAAAGAUGACAAGCUCAGAAGUAUGUGUCCCCUGCCCGCAGUGAGUCACUUAAAAACCCUGUUUGCCAAAUUGUCAGGCUGUCUCUUAGAAAAACUAGUGUGCACUGCUAUUUUUAAAACCAAAAAGACAGCAUGACUAUGGGUAAAAGCGUUCUUAACCUUUCCUUUGUCUUGAUCUGUUAUUAACAAGAAUAAAACUGCCAGAUUUAAAAUAAUCUACUAUUGUGCUAAAAAGAAAUACCAUUAGAUUGCACAAAGCUUUUCCCUUAAAGAAAAUGUAAUUCAGCUGUGUUACUAUCUAGAAGACUAUUUGCAGUCUUUUUUCAGAGCAAAUUUUAACAGCUAGUUGUGAAUGGUUUAAAAAAUAGAAAAUUACUAAAAUAUCAGUUUGGGGGGUUUUAUAGAGAGAGAAGAACGAAAGAAACAGGACCAAAGUGUAUGUGCCUUCUUCAGUAGUCUUAAUUGAUCUUUCUUCCUAUUUGAGGUUUAGGUGGUAGUAUCAACAUUCUGGUUUUCAGGAAAUGCAUACUAUAUAAUUUUAAAAGAAUGUUAUCCCACAGACCAUUCUUUCAAGGAAACAGUUGUAACUGUAAAAUGAAUUCUCAGUUAUGCUUUUUGCCUUCCUCACAUAAUAUUCAUAGCAUGUGCAGGUCCAAGAACAGAGCUGCUCGGAGUCUUUGUGGUAGUCAUCUUCAUUUCUGUAACCUGAGGCAUGUGUUCCAGAGAACAGGGGUAUUUUUCUGGCCCAGUGACCUUGGUGAUAAUAGUCAUGGUUGAAAGCUGCUUAUGGCAAGCUGAAAUCAGCACUGUAAACAGAUCUUUGUUGUUGUUUUUAGGUUAUUUUUUAGUUCUUGAAUCUGUGUAGUAGUUGUAAUAAUAAAUAUUUAAAUAACUAUUUUUGAUGUCAUUUAAAAAAUCAUACUCUGGCCUUUUUUCCCUUUACCAUUGAUACCCAGAUCUUUAAAAAAAUUCAUCCCACAUCCAAAAAGUACUAAUUAUAAAGAUUGCUAACCAAGCAGAGUUUUGCAUCAAAAUGUCACCUCAUUGCUCUGACCAAAGACUGACUGUUCUGGUUUUGACUCCUUUCUGUUAAGCAUUUUUUCCCAAGCUCCUUUCUGAAAGAAGACCCAGUGCAAAGCGGCCUUUACUUUCUAUUUCCUAUCGGUGAAUAGACUACUUAGAGAAAAUGGGAGUUUAAAUGUGAACAGAAUGGAUUAGAUGAUAAGGGUUCGAUGGGCAUUUUCAGUACUGUAUUUAAGAAAAAAAAAAAAAUAGCACAGCUAGGAGCCUCUGACAUUGUCUCGUGUUUUAUGUGGUCUGUUCAUAAAAUUCCCUUUUUCAGUUUAUAAGAAUGUUCAUCUAACAGAAGUAAAUGCUGUAAAUAUUUGUAACAACAUUUUUUUAAACCAGGCCAAAAAAGGGGGGGGAAAGCGGUUUUAGGGAACAAGUUGACAUAUAAAGUGGUUUUAUAUAAAACAUCAAUUGUCUUGUAUAUUUUGAUAAGCUGCAGUACCAGCUUUCAUUUGUAACACAGUUUGUGGCUUUGGAAGAAAAGGAUUCUGUGAUUGUUGAAGUGAAUCAUGUUAUAAAUGCAAAGAGACGAUAAAAUAUUAAAAAACAUAUUUUCUAA